GGGAAAGGAAAAACAACCCACAAAGGUCUCCUCCCCCACCACAGAGAUGGAAGUCAUAAGUCAGGAGACUCAAAUUUCAGUCCGGAUCCCUUCAGCAGAUCACGGUCACAGUCCAGAAACAAAACCAGCUCCAAAGGCAGAUGAUUGGGACCAUGGAGAUAUGGCAGCAAAUAUUUUCUCAGAAGAUUGGGCAGAUGAAACCAGGAGACACAUGGACUCUGAAGGCGGAUUAUAACCUUCAGUCCAAUGACCUGGAUCCUGGAUGGAAGCAAUUCCUUCAACAACAUGCGUUUGCCAGGUUUCAGUGCUCACAGUGCUGGCACAUCUGGCACUCAGCUCAAGUGAACAUUCUCUUCCACAUGCACCUGGACCGGAAGCAGAGACGGGGCCAGGCGAAGAUGAAAAUCUUCAGACAGGAGUGCAAGAAGUGUCUCGUGCCGAAACUGGAACUGCCUGAAUUCAGCCAGGAGAACGUCGAGAGAGUCCUGGAGAACCUGAUGCUGAAGAUUCGCGGGAAAUGCUACAGAGAGGCCAUCAGUCCCAACAACCUGUCCAAGAUCAUCGUGGAAGCUCAGAUAAUGGGGCCACAUGACAGCUCCCACUGUGAAGCCUGCCGGCUGGGUAUCUGUUACGUGAAAUAUGAAGUCCAAGCACCAGCCAACACCUUCUUUAGGACUGCUUCUCUAUUUCCACGAAGCUUUCCUGCCCAUGAGGAAUGGAGCGAAGCAGAGAUGGGGAGCAGCCGCAACGUGGGGAGCCGCUGUGACUGGCGGUGCUGCUGUUGCUACAUUUGUUGUUUGGUCAUUUUUUUGGCUGUGCUCAUUUUUGUUUUGCUUUAUCUCAAAACCAAGUAGUGGAAAUUCGACACUCAUACUUGUAAUAUAACUGAACUGUAAUAACCUGAGUAAUAAUUGGGCUUGGAAAGAUUACAUUUUUAUCUGCAAAUGUCAGUGAAUGUCAAUUUCCACCACACACACAUAAACCAAUACAAAAUAUUUCCAUCAGUAAUUGAAAUUUACCGAUCAACAAAGUAAGACAAGUGCUGUUGGGGCCUUGUUAGCAUUUGAUCUCAGGAUAUUUACUUGGUAUAUUUUGACAGGUGAUGUUGACAGUUUGCGCUUUAACGGUUAUAAAGUGUUAAUUUUUUGAAUUGCAGCAUUGUCUAUCAUGAAGUAAUUAUUGUCUGACCCCCCCCCGACUGCCUCAUAAUUUCCCACAAUUAUGAAAAUUUAAAUCAAUAAACGUUUGGGGGGGAAAAAAGCCUAAGCCAUUAGGUUUUGCAGCUAUGAAAAUUUACAAAGAUAAAAAUAAAAUAAAAAAAUGCUUAAAAAUAACCGUGGAUAUUUCCUGCCAAAAUUAUAUAAUCAAAUUCUGCCAAGCCUAGUAACAAUAGAUAAUGUACCUGUCUAUGUAGGGUGAAUGCGUGCACUGGGCUG
Messenger RNA from Dermochelys coriacea (leatherback sea turtle), 1436 nucleotides. Its product is annotated as receptor-transporting protein 3-like. NCBI's taxonomy places the organism in Eukaryota, Metazoa, Chordata, Testudines, Dermochelyidae. The record is from RefSeq and is a predicted model, not a curated record. The transcript is spliced from 2 exons. Gene Ontology annotation, molecular function: olfactory receptor binding. Bases 141 to 854 code for a protein of 237 amino acids. Gene Ontology annotation, biological process: protein targeting to membrane; protein insertion into membrane; detection of chemical stimulus involved in sensory perception of bitter taste.